Molecule: messenger RNA, 1128 nt
Organism: Acaulospora colombiana
Lineage: Eukaryota; Fungi; Glomeromycota; Glomeromycetes; Diversisporales; Acaulosporaceae
Source: the annotation of a GenBank genome assembly
AUGAGCCGAUGUCGAUCUCUGAAGCGACUCGAGUAUCGGGACGAGGUUGUAUUACUGCCAUUCUUACCUCAUGCCGAAGUAUGUUUUUCAAAUAUUUCGGAAUUACACUGUUCAAGCCGAAUGCCGUGCUCGGUAUUUUACAGAAUGGCACAAAUAUGCAGGAAUCUUGAAAAGUUGACAAUCGAUGAAUUACGAUCUGAUAACGAUGGGUUGGCAACAUUGAUCAAUGUUCAGCACAAUUUGAAGUCGGUCGGAGUGUUCACCAAUGUCCAUCACAUCUUCUACGGGAAAGUUGCGAACGCGAUUUCAAGUAAGGCGAGCACUUUGAGAAAUUUCAGUUACGGAGGGGGUAGCGCGGUUUCAUUUCCUCUCAUCAACAUAGCGGCAUUGGUUAAUCUGGAGACCUUGAGCGUUAAGCUUUAUGAAGAUGUCAACGAUAUAUUCUUAUAUACUACGUUUUCGAACUUGAAGUUAUUGGAGAUGCAGGGACCGAUACAGUCCGUGGAUGCAUUAACAAAAUUCAUUGAAAGGUGUACAAAAAUUCGUGGAAUCUUUGAUAAUCGUGAACUGCAAGGCGGAGUACUCGAAAAGAUUUGUUUUGACCUAGCACACAUUAAGAAACCUUUUAGCACUGUACCGGAAUAUAAUUCCACUGUGGCAAAGUGUUGCCCGAAUUUACGAUUUUUCUCGACAUGGUUUCAUAAACUGAAUGCAAAAGAAUUUAAGGAAGUGUUCAAGUCGUGCAGGAAGUUGCAACAUUUAACAGUUAGCAGUUAUAGAUAUGAGAAGUUAAGUUAUGAUGACAGCUACGAUCCUUGCAUUAACGAGCUAAUCGAAUGUUUAAAGGAGUCAGAGGAUGAACUGGAUGAAAAUAAGGGAGCUGCUGAGGAAAGUUUCAAUAAUCGAAUCUUGGACUCCGCAAAUGCAGCAUCGCUGUCAUCACAGAAACGGAAUAGAAUAAACUUAAGUCUGGACACGAUCGAAUUUUGUUAUAUAUGGAAGUUAGAUUCGCUCAGUGAAUUUGAAAGUUAUUUGAGGACACGAAAAGAAAUAGGGCGACCGAUGAACAUAUAUUUUACCAGCGAGUGUGUGAAUCACUUUGGAGUGGAUUUGGAAGAUUAUUUGCUG